Messenger RNA from Macrosiphum euphorbiae (potato aphid), 1995 nucleotides. The record is from the annotation of a GenBank genome assembly. Lineage: Eukaryota; Metazoa; Arthropoda; Insecta; Hemiptera; Aphididae.
AUGUCCAGAAGAUGGUUCCACUCUCAUUUAAAUGGCAUGGAAACUCAACGAAUACUUUUAGAUGAAGGCGUCGAAGGAUCAUUUUUGGUUCGGAAAUCAUAUAGCAGGAAAGGUCAAUUUGUCUUAUCUGUUAGGCAUGGCAAUAAGGUUAACCAUAUAAAAAUUCAUAAUGAUGGUGAGCUUUUUGAUCUCAAUGGUGGUGAAAAAUUUAAAACCCUAACAAAUCUCGUUGAACAUUAUAUGACACAUCCAAGGGUACUAAAAGAACAAGGUGGUAUACCAUUACCUUUAUUAAUACCGAUUGGUUCACCCGAGCCAACCAAUGAAAGAUGGUUUCAUGGUCAAAUGUCAAGAAAAGAAGCAGAGUAUUUGAUUUUAGAAAAAGGACGCCCUGGUAGCUAUUUAGUACGAGAAUCGCAAUCUGAUCCUGGAAAUUAUGUAUUGACCGUUAAUAUUGAUAAUAAAGCGGCUGAAAUUAAAAUUAGAUUUAAUGGAGAAAAGUAUGAUAUAGGUGGUGGAGAAGAAUUCUUGUCACUAAAUGAUUUGAUGAAAUACUACAGCUUCAAUCCAAUGGUUGAUCAUACUGGAUCUGUAAUGCAUUUGAUGAAUCCAGUAAAUGUAACAAGAAUAAGUAUUGCAGGAAUCGUUGAUCGUGUAUUUAAACUGGAGCAUCAAAAAUAUCAUCAUUAUGCUUUUGGUGGGUUUUGGGAAGAAUUUGAUGUUUUACAACAAUGGGAAUUAAAACGAGAAUCAACAAAAGAUGUUGGUUUUUUAACUGAAAAUAAAUCCAAGAAUCGAUAUGGCAACAUUUUACCAUAUGACCAUUCUAGAAUUAUAUUAAAAUGUUGUGAUAAAAGUUUACCAGGUGCAGACUAUAUCAAUGCAAACAUGAUCAAACUUGAGCCAUUUAUUUUGGCUGAAAAAUAUGAAACACGUAAUUACAUUGUCACUCAAGGUUGUCUACGUAAUACAGUUGAUGACUUUUGGCAAAUGAUAUGGCAAGAAGAUUCCCGCAUAAUUGUUAUGAUAACAAAAUUAUUUGAAAAGUCUAAAGAGAAAUGUAUGAAGUAUUGGCCAGAUCUAGGUCAAUCAUGUGAGUACAGCAAAAUCACUGUUGAAAAUCUUGGAGAGUAUGCCCACCAACAAGAUAUGGUUGUGAGAAUGUUUAAUAUUAGUCUUUCAAAUUACAGACAUAGAAGAGUACUUCAAUACCAUUAUACGGGGUGGCCGGAUCAUGGAGUUCCUUCUGAUGCGGGGUCGCUUCUAGACUUACAGUUUGUAGUUAAUGCUCGCCAGUUUGAAAUAGAAGCUCAUUCAGAUGUUACACACCCUCUAACUGUACAUUGUAGUGCUGGAAUUGGGAGAACUGGUACAUUUGUUGUUCUUGACAUUCUUAUUGGUCUAAUAAACCGAAAAGGUCUUGAUUGUGAGUUGGAUAUCCAACGCACCACUCAUCUGGUAAGAUCAUUUCGCCCAGGACUUGUACAAACUGAAGCACAAUAUCAGUUCAUAUAUACAGCUAUAAAUCACUAUGUACAAUCAGUAUGUUCAAGAAUAUCAGCUGAAAAGAAAAUUGAGAUGUUUGGUCGUGAAUACUUGAACAUAAAGUAUACAGAUGAACUAGCAACAGUUGUAGGUGAAGAAAAUGUGCCAACCUUAAACCCUUGUACAGCUCAAAGGGUCUUAAAAAAUGCUAUUUCAUGCAAUACCUAUCCUACUACCGAUUCGCCUUUAGUUUCUCCUACUCUAGACAAAUCAAAUGUAGUUGAACUCCUGGGUUAUGACCCGGGAAAACCGAAUAAUCCAUCACAGGCCAUAGUGACUAAUACAGAUUCAUGUCCUAAUUCACCUACUUCUAACGUAUUUGAAUUACAUUCCUACCAAAAUAUUACAUCACCUUUACCAUCAAGUGAAUGCGAUAUUGGACCUCCACCAAUGGAAGCUCCACCCCCACCCCCGGAGUCUCUUUUCUAUGAUAUUAAUGAGACAAUAUAA